This is a messenger RNA of Silurus meridionalis, 3333 nucleotides long. RefSeq names its product chromosome 1 C1orf210 homolog (gene c1h1orf210). Bases 524 to 1522 code for a protein of 332 amino acids. The transcript is spliced from 5 exons. Gene Ontology annotation, molecular function: protein binding. The record is from RefSeq and is a predicted model, not a curated record. NCBI's taxonomy places the organism in Eukaryota, Metazoa, Chordata, Actinopteri, Siluriformes, Siluridae.
CCUGUUAACUGAUAAAUGGUGAAUAAUAAAUGGUGCUUUAUUCGAUAUUUAAAUAAGUAUCUUUUACAUAUUAAUACACCGUCUUUUUCCUUUUAACUACUAAUCAUAAUUCAUUCAAUGAAUACGAAGUUUGUAUGUACUGUAAAAUGUUAAGUAAGAUAAUCGACUUAUUAAAAACCCUGACAACAUGAUGCAGGAUCUCAUUGUAUUUUCUCAUUGAUUUUAACCUGCUCAAGCGUAAAUUGAUAAGACUGCUGAAUUGGUUUGAAGUGACGGUAUCACGUGUCUCACUGUAUGCUGUUGUUACUCAUUAUGUGUUAACUAUAAACACGAUAUGCUCAGUUUAACCAACUACUCACUAGGAGAGCUGGAUUCUAAUCUGGAGUUUAAUAACAAGGCAUAUGGAAACUGGUUUACACUUAUUCUGCUGGGUGUAUGGACAGAAUUUGUGGUAUUUCCUGAAUAGAAGAAUUUGAUGUUCUUCGCUGUGUACGGUGGAGGUGGUAAAAGGAAACAGUAGAGGAUGUGCUCUGUGGCUUGUACACUGUGUUUGCUCUUCAGUCUCUGGGCCUCUAGUUUAUGCCACACACUUAUAACUGUGGGACCCUGUGUGGGUGAUACGGAGAAGGCUACCUUAGAUUGCAGCAGACGUAAUUUGACAUCUGUACCUCAGCAAAUAUGGCCAAACGUGACUGAGCUGGACCUCUCUGAGAACCACCUAAAAAUAUUACCCACAAAAGCCCUGAAAAAGUUGAGGCAUUUUGACCAUUUGAUUAAGCUCAAUUUAUCAGGGAAUUACCUCCCCCUGCUGGCAAAGCAGCACUUCCACCACGUUCCCUCUCUGAAAAUACUGGACCUCACUGGAUGCAAGUUGGCUGCAGUUGAGCCCGGUGCUCUUCUCAGCCUCCCCAGACUGCAAAAGCUGUUUCUCGAUAACAAUGAUCUACAAAUUGUUGAGGCUGUAGCUCGUGCUAGCAAUCUUCAAGUAAUUGACAGAACCCAAGACUUUGAUAGAUCGGAGAGAAAUUCUGGUGAUGUCCUCAGCAUGGACAAUCACAGUCUAUUCCUACGCAAACUGCUCUCAGAAAACUUGCAGACCUCCAAACCCAACAACAGAACAGGGUCAGAAGCGAACGAUGGAAAAGGGUCUUCACACAGUAUGACCUGGCAGUACCUUGUGGCAGCUCUGGUGACAGCCAUCAGUCUUUCUGUGCUCAUUGCCGUCGGGGCAAAGUGUAAACUCUUCCAUAGGUAUUUAGCCAGCUACAGGCACGCAAGGCUCAGAGAGGGGGAUAGGGCGAGUCAAUAUGACUCUGCUAAUUUUGAGGUGGGAUUUUCAACAUCCCAAAUUCGGCCCAACAUCCAUAACUCAGAUAUGGCUAAUGGGAACAGAGAGGAUGAUGAUGAUGGAUUUAUUGAAGACAAUUAUAUUCCAGCAAGUGAGAGAGAAAGAGCAGCACGAGAAGCUGAACACUGGCAGGAGGAUGAUGAUGAUGAUAUAGAAGAGUUCAGUAUUGCAUAAACAAAAACAUGAGCUUAGUGUGACAUCUGUGUGGGACUGUUAUUUUUAAAUCCUAUUCUCACUUGCUCCAGAAAGAAUCCUGCCUGUUCUUGCAGAUAAUAUUGCUUCCACUUGCACACAAAAUUGUCUAAGGAACUUAUAUAAAUAUAAUCAAAUAAGUUUAGGGAUAAACCAGUUACUGAUGAUGAAUGAAUGAAAGCAAAAACUACUUUCGGUGUCCAAUAAGUCACAUAUCUGACCUCCCACUUCCAACCACAACAAAUUAGAAAUGUUUGUCAGAUGCCUCAGCAGUACAUUCCCCGUGCAUCCCUUUAGCAUCAGGGUUUCUAUCAUCAGAUGAAAAAUUAUAACUUGCACUAUGACUUGAUUAAUUUACAAAUGACCUUUUUAAAACAUCUAUUUAAAUGAUUUUCAUACUUCAAUACAUUUAUAUUUUGUUUAACGAUUUAAUGAAAUACACUCCAUUUUUUUCAUGUUUGAUCAUUUUUUUUAUUCAAAAUGAAUAAAAAGAAUGCUGACCACUGUAAGUCCUUUCGCAAUGUCUUUGAAGCAUAGCCAGGGAAAUCACAACUGCAAUUAUAAACGAUAUUUUUUUCUAGUUAUUAAACUAAUUUUUCUUAGGCAUGGUCACAAAAAAUAAAAAAAAUAAAUAGAUUGAAAAUUAUACAUUUCAGCAUCAUAAAUUCAUGCAAUAUUCCCUAUAAGUUUAUUUCUAAUAAACAAGCCAGUGGCAACAAUUGCAAGGAAAAACUUCCUGAGAUGGUAUAAGGAAGAAACCUCAUGUGGAACCAGACCCAAUGGAACCCUAUCCUCAUCUGGGUGACACUAAAUGUCCAUUCAUUAUAGUUCCAUCAUCAUUAAGGUCCUGUUAGGUGCAAAACUAUAAGUGGUACCUUAUAAGUGGUAGAGGAGAAGUGGUAGCUCAGUGGUUAAGAUGUUGGAUUUCUGAUCAGAAGCUGAUCAAAUCACAGCACAAUUAAUCUGCCAUUGCUGGGCCCCUAAGCAAUGCCCUUAACCCUCAAAUUCUUGUAUGAAUGAGAUAAAUGUAAGUCGCUCUGGAUAAGGGCAUCUCCCAAAUGCCAGAAAUGUAAAUGUAAUACUGUUGCAAUGCAGCCCUAAGUCACUGUAGGAUUAUAUUGAUUAUAGAGUGAAACACUACAGCAGAAUAAUAUAGUGUGUGUGAAAAAGCAUGGUGACCAUAAUCAUGUCAUCACUGUGAGCAAACUUAUUAUUCAACAUGACAAAGCAUGACUCCUUUAGUAGUCUAUAACAGAAACUGAAAGUGAUAUAAUGAUGUGCAUCUAAAAUGGGUCUGGCAGUGUUACAAGGAGGAUCCAAGUCUAUAUCACCUCAUGUUAAAGCUCUAAUGUUUAUGCAAGUGAAGAUUAGACCAGAACAAAAUCCAUCUUUGUGGACAGUCUAAUACAGAACUGUGUCUAAAUAAGUCAGGAUUAAGCCUUCACAGUUACUUGCUGGAUUUGACCUGAUACUUAAUUUGAAUGGUUUAAUCAAACACAUUUUUAAAUUAUGAGUGGAAUAUCUGAAUCCUAUCUAAAUCCUAAAUCCUACAUACUAUUUGAGUGUGUUCAAACAGGAAAUUUAGUUUUACAGUUUAAAUGGUGUUUUUACAAAAAAAGGUUUAAGAACCUCUGGGCUAAGCAAUAGAUUACGUCCAACCCAGUAAAUAAUUUUAAUUUAGCACUGCAUUUCCAUGAAAAAUUACUAUUUUUUGAAGAUGUUGGUACAAAGACUGUUUAAUAAUUUAUUUUCUGAUGUUCUAUACUUUAAUAAACCUUACAACAUUUCUCCAA